This is a messenger RNA of Branchiostoma belcheri (Belcher's lancelet), 778 nucleotides long. RefSeq names its product HD domain-containing protein 2-like. NCBI's taxonomy places the organism in Eukaryota, Metazoa, Chordata, Leptocardii, Amphioxiformes, Branchiostomatidae. The transcript has 6 exons. The coding region runs from base 41 to 697 and encodes 218 amino acids. The record is from RefSeq and is a predicted model, not a curated record. Gene Ontology annotation, cellular component: cytoplasm. Gene Ontology annotation, molecular function: 5'-deoxynucleotidase activity.
UUCCUAAGAGUGGUUUUGAUUGGUCACUGCCCAGAAGAACAUGGCGGCGUCCAGGGGAAAACUGCUCGAAUUCAUGAUGCUCGUCGGCCAGCUAAAAAGAGUCCCACGGACAGGCUGGGUGCUGCGUGGUGUACAGAACGUGGAGAGUGUGGCUGACCACAUGUACCGUAUGGCCAUCAUGGCUUUCCUACUGGACGGGGAGGGAGACCUCAACAGGGACAAGUGUAUCAAAAUGGCCCUUGUCCAUGACAUGGCAGAGAGCAUUGUGGGAGAUAUCGCUCCAGCCGACGGUAUCAGUAAGGAAGAGAAACACAGGCGGGAGAAGGAAGCUAUGGUGCACCUGUCAGGACUUGUGGGAGGGGAAGUUGGGAAGGAACUCUACAGUCUCUGGGAGGAGUACGAGCAGGAGUCCACAGCCGAAGCGAAAGCUGUGAAGGACUUGGACAAGUUUGACAUGGUCCUGCAAGCCUUCGAGUACGAGACACUGCAGAAACGUCCAGGACAACUUCAAGACUUCUUCAACUCAACUAGAGGAAAGUUCCAUUAUCCAUUGGUGAAGUCUUGGAUGGAAGAACUCAACAGACUGAGAGACAACGACGACACAGAUAACCCAUUAACCAGAAUUGUUAACCCAUCAACCAAGAGAGAUCCUUCUGCAACCAGCAGUGAUGUUCAAGAAGAAAACAGUUCUACAUAAUGCAUUGCAUAUCUCAUACCAUUCCUCAUUGUUCGUAACUCCAGCAAGGAGUUAUACCAUAAAUUUUUCCUUUCACAUUAA